Messenger RNA from Hemiscyllium ocellatum (epaulette shark), 1135 nucleotides. RefSeq lists its product as uncharacterized. Lineage: Eukaryota; Metazoa; Chordata; Chondrichthyes; Orectolobiformes; Hemiscylliidae. The coding region runs from base 59 to 733 and encodes 224 amino acids. The record is from RefSeq and is a predicted model, not a curated record. The transcript has 4 exons.
UGAUGUUCACUGUGGUGUGGAGCGGGACACCGGAGGAUGAGUGAUCCGCCGAGAGACCAUGCAGCCCCGGGCAAGAGGAAAAGUGGAAGGAACAAAAUCAUGGCCUUUUAUGGUUGAGAAAUUGAUCAUCAUGAAGAUACUUGUGGUCACUUUGGUCCUAUUCUUGGCAAAAGGAAUGGUGGCUCGUGCCUUUCCCGUUGAGUCAGAUACUGGACCAACUCAUGGUGAAAUCCUUUUAACUGAUAUUAACUUUGCCAAUACAUCAAUGAAUAUUCAUGAUCCAAGCCCCAUUUUGAAAGAGUUGGCACAGAACAUGACCCUGCUGUCGAAAGAAAUCCAACAGCAAAUGCAAACUUUGAGCAUAAAUCUUCAUGACCAGACAAAUAUGGUCAGAGAAACGUUGAGCUCCCUGCUUGAAAGGCGUCCGGAUUUUCCUGAAGGCAUCACCCAGCAUCUGGAGAAUUUGAAGGAAAACUUCAACCAGUUCAAUUUGAACUUUACGACAGUUCCUCUCAAGCAGAUUUCAGGAGAAGGGGUUUAUCAAGAAUUCACACAGAACAUGGACCAUAUUCAGCAGUUGUUUGGAUCUUUGGUUCAGUUGUUCCAUGGAAAAUUCGCAGAGGGAGUUGAUACCGUAAGGGAAUCUGUGGCGCCUGCAGCUUAUGGAAUCAAGAGACUUGUUGAAUUGUCCAAAGCUGCAAAACCAAGUGCAGAAACACCAGAAUUGUCAUAAAGUUAUUUGAUGGAUUCUGACACUAAUGAAGAAAAUUCAGGAUAACGAACACAAAUUAAACUUCAAAGUAAUCAAAGUGAGAAAGAUCAACCCCCAUUCUUUAUUGAAAAGCAAAAGUUCUGAAAUACAGGCAGAGAGUGACGGAAAUGCUCUGUAGACCAGGUAGCAUCUGUGGCACCAGUGAGGCAGAGACAAAGAGAGUUAAUCAAGAAAGUUCUGAUGAUAGGUCACAUAGGGAAUACGGGAACUGGAGAAGGCCAUUCAACCCCUCAGGCUUGUUCUGUCAUUCAAUGAGAUCAUGGCUGAAUAAUGGCCUAACUCUGUAUAUUUGCCUUUGCCCCUUAUCCCUUAAUAUCUCUGCUUAACAAAACUUUACCCACUCAGAUCAUGGCUGAAAAUGUG